AUGGAUUGUUACUCUGGCACAUUGUCGUCUCUUGUCGGAAUGGAAGAGGUUGAGUUUGACGCUGACAUUGCUGCGUUAGGAGUCCUGAUAGCUUUCGUCGCAACAUCUCUGGCAGUAAUCAUCGUACUGGUCUUUGCGUUUUUAACUCUUUCAGUACCCUCACGACUUCACAACACGGGGGAUGCUGUCAUGGCUGCAGGAAUGAGGCGUUUUUACCGUCGACUACGAGUAUGGUUGCCGAAGCUCAAGCGUUUUGUCAUUGAGAUGCACACAGUGUCUCGGAUUCCAAGGCGAUUGCAACAGUGCAUAGACACAGACUCCACAGAUGGUCUCAGCACAAUCGAGAAAGAAGCCCUAUACAUACACAUUAGAUUACGGCGCAAUUGGUCGGACGACCUUGAGGGUAUCUAUCGCCAACUACAAUUCGAACUGUUCGACAAAAAAUCCAAGACAACGACCCUCAGUGAGAUAUGGCAAAAGGUCGAUGAAAAGGAGCGAAACAACCUUCUAAACGAAUGGCUUCGACUGAAAGCUUUGAGUCUUCUCGCACCUGAAAUCAAAGGCCAAUCUCAUCUAUGGCUUCAUGAUAUAAUGACAGCCGAGCGGUGGGCAUUCCAUCAGUGCUGUGGCUCAUUCCUUUGGUCUGGUAAUGUCUACAGAACUACGUCUAUCUUCGCCUCUCGUGUUACUACAAUAGGGUUUGGACAGGUUGUUCCUCUCGCCCUUCUUGCCUUGCUUGUGUUUGCUGCGAUGGAAAGUCGCGCAGACUCAGGAUCCUUGGACGAUUCCGAAGCCAUUCGCUUUAUGAGACAAAGACUCCAACAAAAGGCCCAGGUUUCAGGAUAUCCGCAUCUUUACAACUGGAGUUUGCAGGAAGGUGUUGGCUUUCAUGCGAUAACUAUGUUCGCUUUCAUCACGCUCAGGGGCUUGUUCAUGGCUUUGGGUACAGCUACUAUGAACCUGGUUAUGACCGUGCUGCUGGCGAGCCUGAUAGUCCGAAGAGCUAUUGACCUUGUUUUGAUAGCCAAGGCUACCAGACCCAUACCAGAAAUCCUUCGUAAACUAGGUAGUGAUAUUUCGAACGAGCCAUUGCAAGUGGGGGAUCAAGCUUCGCGUAUGGUGAUGGCUCAAGGAGUUGCGGAAACUAAUCAAGACGUGCAGGACGAGGAGGUAAAUCGGUAG
Molecule: messenger RNA, 1182 nt
Organism: Fusarium venenatum
Lineage: Eukaryota; Fungi; Ascomycota; Sordariomycetes; Hypocreales; Nectriaceae
Source: RefSeq, a predicted model, not a curated record